This is a messenger RNA of Priapulus caudatus, 2554 nucleotides long. RefSeq names its product cell death protein 3-like. The transcript is spliced from 16 exons. Bases 133 to 2319 code for a protein of 728 amino acids. Gene Ontology annotation, molecular function: cysteine-type endopeptidase activity; DNA binding. NCBI's taxonomy places the organism in Eukaryota, Metazoa, Priapulida, Priapulimorpha, Priapulimorphida, Priapulidae. Gene Ontology annotation, cellular component: nucleus. Gene Ontology annotation, biological process: proteolysis; regulation of apoptotic process; DNA replication. The record is from RefSeq and is a predicted model, not a curated record.
UAGCGUGUGGAACUGUCGACCGGGUACCAGUCUAGACUGAGUAGUGCAUGUUGGCGGGAGAAUCACAUCACACUGUAUUUUCACUAUAAAAUAACAUAAAACGUACGUCAGUUCAUAAAAACGACACUGAAAAUGUCGUACAAUUUAACACAGGGUGCUAUCAAGCGUAUCAUGAAUGGUGAAGAACUGCACCAGCCAGUUUUGCAGAUUUUGGGGAUUAAGAAACUCGCUGGCAGCCAGUCAAGUGGCCUAGACCGGUACAGGCUUCUUUUAUCUGAUGGACAGCACAGCAUUGCAUCUGCAAUGCUUGCAACACAGCUGAAUGGGCUGGUAGAGAGUGGACAACUGGAGGCAAACACUGUGAUACAGCUUGAAAAGUACCUCUGCAAUAAGGUGCAGCCAGACAGGAAGGUAGUCAUCAUGCUGCAGGUGUCGGUAGUGGCACCUGGUGCUGAAGUUGGUGGCAUGAUAGGAAGCCCAGUCACCUAUCAGUCUGCGGCUGGAGAUACUCAAGCGAAUUCAAAUGCGCCAGCGGCAUCUGCUACUAAACCAAACGUUUCCGCACCACCAGCCAAGAAGCCAAGCUUCUAUUCCAACAAAGCUCCAGCUAUGCCAGUUGGAGGAAACCAAGAAAGGACUCCAGGCAGCACCCAGGCAGCCAUCUUCCCAAUUGAUAGUCUGACUCCCUAUCAAAACAGGUGGUCAAUCAAAGUUAGGGUGACGAAGAAGACCAAUAUACGAACCUGGUCGAAUUCGCGCGGUGAGGGAAAACUGUUCUCUUUAGACCUGAUUGAUGAGAGUGGAGAGAUACGUGCGACAGCAUUCAACCAGGAGUGCGACAAGUAUUUCGACAUGUUGGAAUUGGACAAGGUAUACAUCAUAACUAAAGCACAGCUGAAGACAGCAAAUAAGAAGUUUGCGACCAUCCAGAAUGACUAUGAGAUGACGUUCAACAGAGACACAGAGGUGACGCUAUGUAUGGACGAAUCUGCCAGCAUUCCAAAGAUGAGCUUCAAUUUUGUGCCAAUCAGUGAACUGGCCAAAGUACAGAAGGGCGCGAUGAUUGUGGCCAGGCAUGGAAAUGCGCCUACUGGGAUGGAUCCUGCCCAUAGAAAGAUACUUACCAAGAAUCUUGUAGCAUUCUGUAAUGACUUACAAGUGGAGCUAGUCAUGGUAGAGUUGGAAGCAAGUGGGAUGUUCCUGCAAUACCACGUGGACAUAAUUCAGGCAGAGAAGGUAGAGUUCAAUAAACGGAGGAAGGUCGUGCAGCUGGUUCAGCAGAGUGGCCCUAAAGCGUUUGACUUAUUUCACCGAGCGCUGCAGAACACAUGCCAGACGCACCUAGCGAACUUAUUGAAGCCAGAUGUCACGGUGCCAUUCUUACGGAGCAGGCCUCCAGCAGCCAAGCGCGCGGCGCCAUCUUCCACGGCAAAAUAUCUUCCGAGCGACACUCCCGCCAACCUGAUAGACAUUGACGUGCGUCCUGGGCGGCCCGCCCCAUACGACCCGCUUGACGCGUACCGCAUGGAGAGUUCCCCAAGCGGACUGUGCUUGAUCGUAAACAACAGAGCAUUCGAGCGGCUCCGCGAGCGGCGGGGCACGGACAUCGACUCGCGCAACGCGCGCUUGCUCUUUGAGGGUCUCGGAUUCGAGGUGCUGCCGGAGAAGAAGGACCUCACCGUCGCGCAGAUGAGAGAAGAGCUGGAGUUCUUCGCUGCGCGCCACGACCACAGAGACUGCGCCGUCAUCGUCGUCCUCAGCCACGGCACGUGGCGCAAUGGCGACGAGAUACACGGCGUCGACGGGAGGCCCGCAGGUGGCCCCACGCUCAACUUCAAUAAGCUGCUGAGGAUGUUCGGAAGAGAACAAGCACCAGCACUCAAAGACAAGCCAAAGUUGUUUAUCAUCCAGGCAUGUAGAGGUGAAGAUAUUGACUUCGGUAGCCCACAGACAAAGUCUGAUGUCUCGGAUGGCUACAGUCCCCCCUGGGAAAAACAAAUGUCAGAGAUGGAGCCGAGAGAUCCAAACAUGGGUGACCACAUCGUGUUUCGUUCUACGAUGCCAGGUUUCUUGUCGUGGAGAAACCCGGAGAGGGGCUCAUGGUUUAUACAGUCCCUCGUUCAGGUGUUCAUGAAGAACGCCUGCACAGACAACAUCAACGAUCUCAUGACGAAGGUCAACCAAGAGGUUGCCAGAAUACAUCAGACACGAUAUGGAGCCAAGCAGAUGACGAUGUUUGAGAGCACUCUGAGGAAGCCAUUCUACUUCAACCCCACGGGAACAGUCAAGCAGAUGACAACUCAUCGCAAUACAGCUUGAAGCAACGUCACAACAUACAGCAAUUUCGCAAUCGCUCAUGAUAACAUGAGGAUUUUCAGAGAGAAUAGGUUAAUACGAUAAGUCUCUUACCGUACUCUUGAUGAUGAAGUUUGUAAUGAGUUCUGAAAAUGAUUGCAAUGAUGUAAAACGAUGCAGAAAAAAGUAAUGGAUUGCAGGCGCACAAAUCCAUUUUGAAAUGUGGGGGGACACCAGUGGCGAGCACGCGAAGGGGGUG